Molecule: messenger RNA, 618 nt
Organism: Symbiodinium pilosum
Lineage: Eukaryota; Dinophyceae; Suessiales; Symbiodiniaceae
Source: the annotation of a GenBank genome assembly
AUGGAUUGCCUCUGCGCCGCGCCGCCUGCUGUUAUGAAGUCUUACAAGCUUGUGUACUUCGAUGCCCGGGGCGUGGCUGAAACAGCGCGGCUGGUUUUCGCAGCUGCCAAGCAGCCCUUCGAGGAUGUGCGCCUUUCCCUUACCUUCGGAACGCCUGGUGACUUUAGCACCAUCAGUCGCCCAGAGUUUGAUGACAUGAAGGCCAAGGGCGAACUGGACGUGUCCAUGGGGAAGGUCCCACUCCUGGAGGUGGACGGCAAGAAGCUCGCACAGUCCAAGGCCAUCGAGCGAUACCUUGCCAAGGACUUGGGGCUCAUGGGUAGCUCCAGCGUGGAGGCUGCCUUGAUUGACAUGCUGGGGGAGACAAUCCGCGAUCUCAAGGAGGCUUACCAGAAGGCCAAGGGUGUCAAGGAGGAGGAGAAGAAGGCAGCACUGGAGAAGUGGUUCAAGGAGGAGCUUCCAGAGUGGGUUGCAAAGGCAGAGAAGUCCAUUCCACCAGGGCCAGGGCCCUUCUUGGUUGGAGGCAAGCUCUCACUGGCCGACCUACAGUGGUACGUGCUGCUCCAGUCCCCUGGCGGCUUCUUUGAUGAUGCGGAGGCAGCAAAGGCCUCUUUCCAG